AUCUCGUUAAACUUUAGCUGCGAAAAACACCUAACACCCCAUCCAAAUUUUCGCCAACUCUCGCCGGAGAUCUUCUCCUUCUCAGUCUCCGACGUACUACACCACCGGCCGGAAAUCCCAGCUGAGAAAUUCUCUAACCUUUUCUAUCUCCACAUCCAAAAGGGUUCAUCGUUAAUUUGUGUCUUAGUUUUCAUUUUUACCGGUAUCGGAGAUUGGUAGAAGUGGUGGUGGUAUGAUGGGAUUUUGUAUUUGUCCGUUGGAAACGCCGGCAAGGUUACUGUGGAGUACCAGCUUCUUCCGCCACAAGAUUAUGAUCUUUUAAUAAUAAUUAUUAUUAUUAUCUAUCUUAAACUCCCGACCCCACCACCAAUAUAUAUACAAAUAUAUAUAUAUAACAGAAAUAAAAUCAAAACCACGUAAAAUAUUCGUGCUUUGAGUUGCCGGAAUCUAAAGUUUGCCGGAGAUCUUACGCAGAAAUUCAUAAAGAAGAAGAAAUAAUAGGAAAAUGGAGGCCGGUCGUCUUUUCUUUGAUCCCACGUCCGGUUGCCACGCUGGCAACAUGUUGUUCCUCGGAAAUGGAGAUCCCGUUUUUCGAGGGCCAACAAGAUCAUCAAUGAUGAGCAUGGAUAUUAAUGAAAGCUCCAAAAAGAGACCUUUCUUUAGCUCACCCGAAGAUCUUUACGAUGACGAUUAUUACGAUGACCAGUUGCCGGAGAAGAAGCGCCGCCUCACUCCUGAGCAGGUGCAUCUGUUGGAGAAGAGCUUUGAGUCAGAGAACAAGCUGGAGCCUGAUCGGAAAAGCCAGCUGGCAAAGAAGUUAGGUCUGCAGCCGAGACAGGUGGCGGUGUGGUUCCAGAACCGCCGGGCACGGUGGAAGACAAAGCAACUGGAAAGGGAUUAUGAUCUUCUCAAAUCCUCUUAUGAUUCCCUUUCUGCUAAUUAUGACUCCAUUCUUAAACACAAUGAUAAUCUCAAAUCUCAGGUGGCUUCAUUGAUGGAGAAACUAAAAGGGAAGGAGGCGGCGGAGAUCGCCGGAGGAGGAGUUGGGGUGGAAAAUAAUAAGUUGGGAGAUGAAGAAGAGAUAAUGAUGAGUGUGAUGAAGGUUGAGGAUAGGGUGAGCACCGGUAGCGGUGGUGGUGGUGGCGGUGGUGGCAGUGGUAGCGGAAGUGGGGUGGUGGAUGAUCAUGACCAAAGUCCACACCUUCUCGACAGUGGCGACUCUUGCUACUUCCACCACACAACCACCACCACCACCACUACAACCACUCCUAAUUCUGAUCUCCAAUACUCAACACCACCAUGUAAUAAUACAAUGUCUAUGUCUUUGGCCACCGAUGAAGAAGAUGAGGCCACCCAUUAUGAUCACAAUCAUGAUCAUGAUCAACAUGGUGGCCCAACUUACUUUUCUGAUGAUGUCUUCCCUGAUCACCAACACAACAACCAGGUUGAUGAUGGUGAUCAGCCUUUGUUGGGCUGGUGGGUCUGGUCUUAAUAUAUAAUUACUACUACUACUAGUAAAUAUAAAUAUAAAUGUAUUUAUAUUUAUAUAUUAUUAUUAUUAUUAAUGUAGUAGUAGUAGUAGCUAGUACAUUUUGUUUUUUGUUUUUUCUUAAGAUGUUUAAUUAUUUUCAUGUGUCCUCUCUCUCUUAAUAAGUAAUUAUCUAUGUUAAUAAUAUCAACAUUGUUAUUAUUGGAUAACAUGUUACUUAGUAA
Messenger RNA from Cannabis sativa, 1713 nucleotides. RefSeq names its product homeobox-leucine zipper protein HAT5. The record is from RefSeq and is a predicted model, not a curated record. The coding region runs from base 506 to 1492 and encodes 328 amino acids. Gene Ontology annotation, biological process: positive regulation of DNA-templated transcription. Lineage: Eukaryota; Viridiplantae; Streptophyta; Magnoliopsida; Rosales; Cannabaceae. Gene Ontology annotation, molecular function: DNA-binding transcription factor activity, RNA polymerase II-specific; sequence-specific DNA binding. The transcript has 4 exons. Gene Ontology annotation, cellular component: nucleus.